CAUUUCAUUUGGUGACCCUAGUUCUUCUGUUAUGAGGAGGAGUAAAUGACACUUCCUUAUUCACUUUCUCCAACACUGUAUAUGUUGGUGCAAUCAGUUUUUCACCCCUCUGGUCAGUGUGUGUCUUCAGCACAGCAGUAAUGGAGGAGAAACUUUUUUUUAUUAUUAUUAUUAUUAUUAUGUUUUUUUUUAAUAUUGUGAAAUCACAGAAGUUGGCAGGGAGCCUCAAGGGCAGGUAUAGCAUCUGAAACUUGCUAACUUGGUUUUUGCAUCUUAGAUUUCAAGCUGAUGGUUGCUAUUCUUGGAGGCUUAUUUCCAUUUGUGGGAAGGAAAUUUUGGUUUGAGAGGCCAAUUGUAUUCCUUGUUAAUCUCUAUGAGAUGGAGGGUGGGGGAAGAGAUGCUGGGAGUAGCCCACAGUGCUUAGUUUUAUCUCAUUAAUUCAUAAGUGCCAUUGAUCAGAUCAGGCUGCUAGACUCUGCAUUUCCUUAUCCUGUCUCCCAGUGAUGAUCCUCUCAUUAAGACUGUAAGAUGCAGACUCUAAAGGGUGUGUAUGUGUGAGAGUCAGACAAGCCACGUUAACCCAGUAUGUAGGUGCUCUCGAAGAGAUGCUCCUUGCAUUAAAGAAACACUCAAGCAAGCCUGCCCCUGAACUGCUGAAUGAAUACUCCCGCAAAGUGGACUUCUUAAAGGGAAUGUUAGAAGCUGAAAAAUUGUCGUCGUCAGCAGAAAAGGCCUUGGCAAAUCAGUUCCUGGCCCCCGGCCGAACUCCCACUACAACCAAAGAGCGAACCCCAGCUACUAAAAUGGUUCAUCUGCAGACAAAGGCUCGCUACACAGGCAAGAUGAGGAGUGAACUGCUUGGUACGGAUCCCUUGUCUGUCAAUGAGUCUGAGGAGCUAAAUUUAAGGAAACGGAAAGGCCUUGCAUCUGAAGAGACGCCGUCAGCACCUGAGCUGGAUGCCGUGUUACAGCAUCAUCGCAGCAUGCAGGAGAAGCUGGCUGAAGAAAUGUUGAGUUUGGCGCGCAGUCUCAAAAACAACACCCUGGCAGCACAGAACGUUAUUAAACAGGAUAACCAGACAUUAUCUCACUCUCUCAGGAUGGCAGACCAUAACUUUGAGAAGCUGAAGGAUGAAUCUGAACGCCUUGAGCAGCAUGCAAAGAAAUCUGUCAACUGGCUGCUCUGGAUAAUGUUAAUUGUAGUUUGUUUUAUUUUUAUUAGCAUGAUCCUCUUUAUCAGAAUUUUCCCUAAACUCCGAUAACUUGUAUAGCCUCCAGGAGCAACAGGUAGGAAGCUAGACAGUAUGUGACCCUCUGCUCAUUCCCAGCAAGUCUCUUUGACCAGUUUGGUAAGCACUCACUGUAAGGCAGUUACCUACCUCUGAUCAUAUCCUGAAGGGUGUCACCAAGGGCCUAGUCUUCCAUCCCUUCCUUGUGUCCUUACUGGAGUUGGUGGGACACCUUGUGAAAGGCUUCCUAAGUUGGGUCACUCGAUAUCCCUUUUGCUUGGCUAAUAUGGUUAUUUGUUUCUUGAGAAAGAAACUGCAAUAAAGAUGGCACUUUCAGUGGAAUAUCCCUAGAAAUAGAUCAUUCCAGGUGCCUUGGUAGAUGUGGUUAAGGCUAUUGUUCCUCUAUAAGGGAGCACAGUACACAACUGAAGGAUUAAAGACCAUAUUUGCUCUUUAGAAACCCACUGACUUUAACAGGACCCUUGCUAGGAUUGUCUUUGUAACCUGCCUGUAGCAGAUAUGGAGGGAGCAUUGUUAUUGAGUGGGUCCCCUUGAGUUAGAGAGUCAAGAAGGAAAAUUAACUUCACCGCCUUGCCCUUCUGCCAAAUGGACGCUGGUCACUCAAGUCUCCUGAAGCCUGGAGUUGUGGGAGAAGACAGAGGUUGGAAGCAUCUAGUUUGGGAAGCUUGAACAAACUCACUCAUCUCCUCUUACAAUCACAAACCCUAACAUCCAACCGAAAUACAGAGCAUGUCAUUUACCAUUAUUCCAUUCCUUCAGGAAGCAGGUGGUGGCGGCUGUUCAGCCCUAAACAUGCAGUGUACUCUGCAGACCUGCCUGCCUACGCCUCUUGUUGCUUCACUAUAAAAUGAGAGUUGAGGAAGUUGGUCUCUCUUUAAAUAAGGCGUUUACUUAAGGAAAAAAUCGGCCUGUACCUUCUGAGCUAGGCUUAUUUGCAUGUUUGCUUUCCUUAACUCUUAUCAUUUUUCUAGUGGAAGAUACCUUGAAGUUUUCAGCCAUAUUCUGCUCUUGAUGAAGUGCUGGCUUGCUGUACUGGGUGAAAAAGAGAGUGGUGUAAUCAUCCCACCCAACCUGCUCAUAAAGAGAGAGUGUGUGAUUCUGUCUCUCUCUCUCUCGCCCUAACUUUUAAAGCAUCAGUACUGCAAACUGCCUGCUUUCACUUCAGUUUAAACCAUUCUCCCUAUUACAAAUUGUUACUGUUGGUAUUCUGUAUAUUGCUGUCUAUUUUGUACAAGUUUGUAUUGGUUUCUCUUGGACUUAUUUAUUACUAUAUGAUUUUCAUAAUUAGAAGCAACUGCCAUCUUC
This is a messenger RNA of Terrapene triunguis (Three-toed box turtle), 2555 nucleotides long. RefSeq names its product unconventional SNARE in the ER 1 (gene USE1). The record is from RefSeq and is a predicted model, not a curated record. Gene Ontology annotation, cellular component: SNARE complex; endoplasmic reticulum. The transcript is spliced from 8 exons. Gene Ontology annotation, molecular function: SNAP receptor activity. NCBI's taxonomy places the organism in Eukaryota, Metazoa, Chordata, Testudines, Emydidae. The coding region runs from base 606 to 1262 and encodes 218 amino acids. Gene Ontology annotation, biological process: retrograde vesicle-mediated transport, Golgi to endoplasmic reticulum.